CACUAAAGUAUCAAUUUUGCCACUUUUUUUGGGCUUUGAUACCUUUGUGCCACUAUUUUAUUUUGAUCCUAAAUGAGCCACUUUUUGAAUUUUUGUGCCACUUUUUUAUACAUUGUGCCACCUUUUUUUAAACUACAUAUAUUGUAAUCUAAACGCUGCAUUUAAAACAAUGAAAAGCGUCGUACGCUGUCAUUUCCAAUUAGCGAUAUCAAAUUUGACUACGAACGCUUUUAUAUUAAGUGAUUGUAAGUGGUUCUCGCAUGCUCAAAGUUGUCAACAUUGUUGUGUUUGUUUAUUUCUAUAAGACUUUAUUGUUACUGUGGAAUUCUUUACUUUUCGUUGGCGGGUAAAAAUAAAAUAUUUAAGACAAUCGGUUUCUCUAAAUUGUUUGCAAUUUUAUAUGGAUAGGUUUAUAGUAAAAACAAAAAAAUAUGAUAAACCAGAGCCAUCAACAUCGCAUAAAAAAAGGGUGGACAGCGAGGUUGAGAGUAGUUCGGAGGCGACAGAAAACUCGGGUACAGAAUCGGAAGAAAUAUCUAAUCCAAAGCCAAGGAAUUGCAAAAGGAAAAAAAUAUCUAGGUAUUAUUGCAAGCAAUGGGAGCUGCAAUACAAAUGGAUAAAGAAAGACGAAGAGACUAAACGUCCAAUUUGUAUUGCCUGCAAACAACUAUUAGUUAAUCAAAAAACGCAUAUUAUUCGACAUGGAAGCACAAAAAAACAUAUUGAAAAUUAUAAAAAAGCUAUCGAAUCGGAGAAAAUGCAGUUGACGAGUUUUUUACCACAAAACAAUAGCCAUUCAGUGAAUGUUGCGGUGGCAGAAAUUAAGCUGGUACUUCGAAUGAUUAUUAACAAUCAGUCAUACCGAUCAAUGGACAAACUUGCCAAAUUCAAUUCCUCCAUUUAUCCAGAUUCGUCGAUAGCAAAAUUGGUGACCUGCGGGCGCACUAAAUCAAAACAAGUUGUUCAGUUCCUAGGGCGGGAAGGUUUUCAGCGUAUGAUUACUAAUAUGCAGCGACAAAUUUUUAGUCUGAUUAUCGAUGAAACAACUGACAUUUCCACCGAGAAAUGUUUGGUAAUGGUUGUCCGACAGUUUGAUCAAGAUAUCGGCAAGACUCGAGAUUCUUUCUUUUUAUUAGUGCAGCCACCAGGUGGAUCAGGUGAAGAUAUUUGUAAUGUCAUUAUAUCUGCCAUAGAACAACAUAAAAUUCCGUUGAAAAAUUUUGUGGGAAUUUCCACAGAUAAUGCGUCCAGUAUGGUUGGAAAAAAUAGAGGUGUAGCAAACUUGUUAAAAGGAAAAGUACCCAACAUUUUUCAUAUUGGUUGUGUUUGCCAUUCCAUCAAUUUGGUGAAUUCUUCAUCUCUAAAGUGCAUUCCCGAUAACGUGGAACAGCUGUUAAGAGACAUUUUUAAUUACUUUAAAAGUGCAAAGAGGCAAUCAGAUUAUAAGGAACUCCAAAGCAUUUUCGAUGUACCUGAGCACAAGCUUUUAAGAUUAAGUGACACUAGAUGGCUUUCUUUCGAAUCUGUUUCCAGGCGGGUACUUGAACAGUGGUCUGUACUGCAACACUAUUUUAUAAAAGAACAAUUUGAGACAAAAUGUGCAAAGCAAUUGAAAAAAAUACAUUCAAUUCAAAAUGAGUUAUCAAUAGUAAAUAAGAUAUAUUUACAUUUUUUAGUUUAUGUUCUUAAAAUAAUGAACACUCUAAACACCUCUUUUCAAAGCGAGUCUUCUCAAAUAAUAUACCUUUGUUCUAUGACAAAAGACAUUUUACUUCAACUUUUCAGAAACUUUGUAAAAAAGGAAUUCAUAAUUCUUCCUGAAAUUUGGACCAUUGAUUAUAAAAAUUGUUUUCACAUCAAGGAUGUGACGCAAAUAAUUUUGCCACUUUUUUUGGGCUUUGAUACCUUUGUGCCACUAUUUUAUUUUGAUCCUAAAUGA
This is a messenger RNA of Musca vetustissima, 1939 nucleotides long. RefSeq lists its product as uncharacterized. The record is from RefSeq and is a predicted model, not a curated record. The transcript is spliced from 3 exons. The coding region runs from base 401 to 1939 and encodes 512 amino acids. NCBI's taxonomy places the organism in Eukaryota, Metazoa, Arthropoda, Insecta, Diptera, Muscidae.